Podospora bellae-mahoneyi is the source of this 4616-nucleotide messenger RNA. RefSeq lists its product as uncharacterized. The record is from RefSeq and is a predicted model, not a curated record. The transcript has 6 exons. Bases 1720 to 4128 code for a protein of 802 amino acids. Gene Ontology annotation, molecular function: oligopeptide transmembrane transporter activity. Lineage: Eukaryota; Fungi; Ascomycota; Sordariomycetes; Sordariales; Podosporaceae. Gene Ontology annotation, biological process: transmembrane transport. Gene Ontology annotation, cellular component: plasma membrane.
AAUUGCGCCCUAUGUUGUUGAACACUCGCUGGCCUGGUAGUGAGUGUCUCGAUCCACGGCCAAACAGAGGCGCUAAAAAGAACAUUGCUUGAGAUAGGCUUGAGAGCAGUAUCAUGCACCGAAGCCACACCUCGAUUGCGGACUUCAAACCCAUUUGACGAAUUUAGGUCCGGAUCCAAGACUUAGCCAAUGGAAACGGAGGUGCACCUGGCAGUCAAGUCGGUCUUGGGACGGAUGUUGCAACCCCGGCCGGCUGUUGUUCCCGCCCCGCAGAGAAGUUGAGAGGAGCAAGAUGGCCGGUGGGUGGCUCGUGAUGGCGAGUUUGUAGGCAUAUCCGUACUUUCUCCAGGCUUGCAAGCUUCUACAAUAUCGCCAUCUUUGUCUUUGAUUUGUACACUAGUCAUACCCCCGCGAAUCCCGAUCGAAAAUGUUGGAAAUAAUGCAUUUCCUAGACCCAAAUUCGCCGUUUCAGACCAUCGUGCCACGGGGCCAGGCGGGAGAUAAGAAGAAGCAUCAUGGGUCGCCGAUAUUAAACACAGGGCAAAGAGAUGCCGCCAUUGGCCGAGGUCUCUUGGAUGCAUCGCCGCCCAUCAGGAAAACGAGUGGCAAGUUCCCCGUCGAGCCUACCGUGCCGUUUUGCACCCCGUUUUCCCUUACUGAUUCUUUUCAAGCCCAUCAUCCCACAUGGGGCCCAAGUGGUCCCCAAUCCAGAUGCCAGAGCAUUUGAUAUUGGAGGCAUGAAAAAAGACCGUCAGUGCGACAUCGCUUGUGAGUUGAUUCGGCCCUCCGCUUCAGACACCUCUGGCCUGGCACACCCAGCCCAGCCCUGCGGCAGCUAUCACCAAUGCUUUUUUGCUUCUUCUCUCCUUCUUUCGAAGCCGACCAUCGCUUCCAUGCGUCAGGGCGCGCAUUAGUGUUAUCUCAUCGCGACGGGAUGGAUCAAGGAACAGCAUCACGCAAGCAGUCUCCAGGUCUCUGGGCAAUGCUGGGCCCCCGCCUCGAUCCCUGUCACAUCGCCGGGAGCUCAACCCAUUAAACCAGCCAUCAGGCCAAUUUAGGCAGGUCAGCAGUCGCUGGGGGUCGCUGUGGUCGACGGCUUGUGUGCUUCCUGUGCUUCCAGAAGCAGCCCCUCCUUCAUUUUCACCCGCUAGCGAGUUGACCUGACCCUCCCAUGGUCCUGCUCCCCCAGGCCCGCCGAGAAGUCGCCCAGCCGAACCAGUGUUUGCCCUUGGCCCAGUGCACUCCAUGUCGCCGACGCUGGCUGUUGCAGAGAAUCCACCGUUUCUUUACCACCACCUUCUCCCCUUCCAAGACCACCACUUCUCCAUUCCUACGCUGUCGCCCACUGCCCCGUUCGUCGCUGGCUCUGUCUCACCUGUGUGAACCCCGGGCCCCGCUUCUUCACUGAUCAGUGAGCCAGUGAUCUGCGCAUUGAAGCACGAGGCAGCCAUGUCCAGUUUCAAUAUACAUUAAUCCAUCCCCCUGUCUUAGCUGCGCUCGCGCCAUUGACUUUGUUUUCUCUUUUUUCUUCUCCCUACAACACCAAAACGUUGCUGUUUUGCGUGGCGGCCCCGACGACACACCACUGGGCGCGUCGAUUACAUCCUUUCUUGCUUCUCCGGCCCUGUCGCGCCGGGAGCAACGGAGCGGGCCGAUACUCGCUCCGCUCAACCAAGGGGAUCUCUGAAGGAAGGCAGUGUGGAUUGAGACAGAACCAAAAUGGCCCCGGCAUUUUUGAGUGGCAUUCUUCGACGGCGGCGUGAUGAGGAGGAGCAACUGCCAAGUGUUGACGGGUCGUUGGAGGGGGACUCGAGUGGGCUGGCGUCGCUGAAGCAUUUUGAGAAGAUGCACCGACUGGAUCCAAACCUGCCGUUGGACGAGCUGGAGGAGGUGGAUAUCGCCAUCAUCUUGAACCAGCAAAAUGCCGAGAAGGGGGCGGAAAUUGAGCAGGUCUUGAAUGAGGACAACUCUCCAUAUCCAGAAGUACGAGCCACGGUACGAAACUUCGAUGUCGAGAUGCCUGCGAAUACGGUGCGAGCAUGGGUCAUUGGGAUGCUCUUGUGUACGAUUGGCUCCGCCGUCAACAUGCUGCUGUCGCUACGAAACCCGAGCAUCAUGCUCACGACGUUUGUCAUCCAACUCAUCGCCUACCCAUUGGGUCUCUGCUGGGAUUAUGUGUUCCCGGACCGUGUGUGGAAUGUAUGGGGGCUCAAGUUCAACCUCAGGCCAGGACCAUUCAACUUUAAGGAGCAUGUUAUCAUUGUGGUCAUGUCAAAUGCUGCGUAUGGAGGUGGCGCUUUGUAUGCUACUGAUGUGAUCAUUGCACAGCGUAUGUGGUACGGCCAGAACUUUGGCUGGCUAUGGCAAAUGCUAUUCGGCAUCACGACACUUUGCACGGGUUAUGGGCUGGCUGGUUUGGCAAGGAGGUUCCUGGUGUGGCCCGCCGCCAUGAUUUGGCCGACCGAUCUUGUCAACUGCGCCCUAUUUUACACCCUUCAUGACCACAGCCCAUCCGAUCCGACAGUGACGAACGGCUGGAGCAUCAGCAGAUACAAGUGGUUCAUGAUCGUGUUCGGUGGCUCGUUUUUGUGGUACUGGUUCCCAGGCUAUCUCUUCCAGGGCUUGUCAUGGUUCUGCUGGAUCACCUGGAUCUGGCCGGAGAAUGUUGUGGUCAACCAGCUGUUUGGUGGAUAUAGCGGUUAUGGACUGUUCCCCAUCACUCUGGAUUGGAGCAUAAUUUCCGGCUAUCUCAUGUCACCGCUUAUUCCCCCAUUUCACGCCAUCGCCAAUGUCAUCGGCGGGGUCACGGUUUUCUUCGUUUUUGUGUCUAUCGGGAUCCAUUACUCGGGCAUGUGGUACUCGGAGUUCCUGCCGGUUCAAAACGCCCACGCUUACGAUAACACCGGCAAUAUUUACAACGUUUCCAAGAUUUUAGGAGCUGACCUGCAGUUCGACGAGGCCAAAUACAUGGCCUACUCCCCGCUUUAUCUCCCUACGCAAUUCGCGCUCGCCUACGGGCUUUCGUUCGCCGCGGUUGCUGCCGUCAUCACACACGUCGCCUUGUACCACGGCCGCGAAAUCAUGUCACAAUGGAGGCUGGCCCGGCAACAAGAGGACGACAUUCACAUGAGGCUCAUGAAGAAGUACAAGGACGCUCCGGACUGGUGGUACGUUGUGCUCUUCGUCAUCAUGCUCGGCAUGUCUUUUGCCGUGGUCGAGGCCUGGGACACCAACUUCCCCUGGUGGGCUUACAUCAUCUGCAUGCUCAUCCCGCUUGUCUGGACGAUCCCCAUCGGCAUCGUCCAGGCUAUCACCAACAUUCAACUCGGCCUCAACGUCUUGACCGAGUUCAUCAUCGGUUACAUGCUCCCCGGUCGCCCGCUCGCCAUGAUGAUGUUUAAGAACUAUGGUUACUUGUGCAUGUCACAAGCGCUUUACUUUGUCCAGGAUAUGAAACUAGGUCACUACAUGAAGGUCCCUCCCCGAACCAUGUUCUGGUCGCAGCUCAUCGCAUCGAUAUGGUCCGCCAUUGUUCAAAUUGCCGUCAUGAACUGGGCCCUGGACACGAUCCCCGACAUCUGCUCCGAAGAUCAAAUUCACCAUUGGAACUGCCCAAGCGCUCGCGUCUUUUAUACCGCUUCCAUAGUAUGGGGCGCUAUUGGUCCGGCGCGCAUGUUUUCUGGCACAGCGCUUUACAGCUCUCUCCAGUGGUUCUGGCUCGUCGGUGCCAUUGCUCCCAUCAUCACCUGGUUCUUCGCCCGCCGAUAUCCGAGAUCCCUCUGGCGGUACGUCAACAUGCCGCUUAUUUUCGGUGGAUCAGGCUGGCUGCCACCCGCGACGGUGUAUAUCUACUACUGCUGGGGCAUCGUGGGGUCGGCCUUCAACUAUCUUAUCAGGAGGAAGAAGACAGGUUGGUGGUUGCAGUACAACUAUGUCACUUCGUCGGCGCUGGACUGCGGGUUGAUUGUGUCAACGUUGGUGAUUUUUUUUGCGCUCUAUCUGAGCGAGACGGAUGCGCCAAAGUGGUUUGGAAACACGGCCGUGUUGGCUACUUUGGAUAUGACGGCGAAGUCGAUACAAAAGGUUGUACCGAAGGGGGAGACUUUUGGGCCGAGUGUAUGGCCAUAGUGGGGAGUGAGGGUACAGGGGCAAAUAGGAGGUCAAAUGGGAGGAGUUUAGGGAGUUGGAUGUGUUUUUUUUUGGGGGGGGAGUUUACCGGUUUUGAUUGAUUUUCAGUUCGGAAAGUCUUUACUAUAUGGCAUGUGCUGGACUUGGUUUUGUUCACUUGUGGUUUGAUGGUUAUUUUUGGAUGAAAAUAAGCGAGCGAGUAGGCGAGCAAUGGUCUUGGGGGGAUUUUGUCUCUCUGUGGAUUUAAGGGGUGAGGGGGGUUGAUAUGGAGAGGAUCAAGUCAUGUGUCAUAUGUAGCUGUCUAUUGGGAUGUCAAAAAUGAGAUAGUUGUCGGUCAAGGGACUUUUCGGGUUUGUUGUGCCCUGUUUGCGAGUGUCAAGUUUCCCUAAAACCUUCGAUAUCACUCUAUGACGAUAGGUGUUUCAAACGUAGAUACGUAAAAUUAGAGACCAUAGUUCAAAAGCUCAAAAAUACAUCCUAUCCCAUAA